Molecule: messenger RNA, 672 nt
Organism: Aspergillus tanneri
Lineage: Eukaryota; Fungi; Ascomycota; Eurotiomycetes; Eurotiales; Aspergillaceae
Product: LysM peptidoglycan-binding domain-containing protein
Exons: 2
Coding region: 1-672 (223 amino acids)
Source: RefSeq, a predicted model, not a curated record
AUGGGUUACAAAGCCGCUAUUGUCCUAGGGCUACUCCCUCAGUUGCUCUCUGCUAGCGUUGUCUGCAGCUUCUCCGUGGCGGCCAGCAAAGGCGAUACUUGCGAAUCCUUCGCUGCAUCCUGGGGACAAACCCUUGAAUCGUUCAAAUCCUUGAAUCCCGGUGUCUCAUGCCCGACCGUCACCGCUGGCCAGAGCUACUGUGUCAUUGGCACCGUUACGGACGACCCAAAGACCACGACUACAACAACCUUCACGACGCUGAAAACCACGAAUACUGCGACCACAACAACAUCCCCCUCCAAGUACCAGCCAACCCAGCCUGGCGUGCCUUCCAACUGUGACAAAUUCCAUCUCAUUGCAUCUGGUGACCAGUGCGACACGAUUGAGGCCAAGUUGCCCAACCUCUGGCUGGACUACUAUGUUUGCGUGCACGUCCCGGGCGCUACAACCGCCAGCUCGUCGCCCCAUCCGACGCCCACGGGACCACAGCCACAAAUGCCUGGAAUCGUGAGCAACUGCAAGACCUUCUAUAAGAUCAAGUCUGGCGACAGCUGUUACACCAUUGACUCCGCUGCGGGCAUCACACUUGCUCAGUUCCGCACGUGGAAUACCCAGAUUGAUGCCACUUGCUCUAACUUGUGGGUGGACUACUAUGUGUGCAUUGGGGUCUAG